Molecule: messenger RNA, 775 nt
Organism: Paramecium octaurelia
Lineage: Eukaryota; Ciliophora; Oligohymenophorea; Peniculida; Parameciidae
Source: the annotation of a GenBank genome assembly
UAAUUAUAUGUAAACGCGUUACCCUCGUCAUUAAAUCAAUCAAUCUGUCAUCAAUAUUCCCCCACCUUAGGUUACUGUUGUUAGAAGUAUAUCCCCAGUUGUUGUUCGAACUUUGGAAGGUACUGAAUAUCAUCAUAUAGUUCCGGUAUAUUAUCAGAAUGAUCAAACAAACUGGAAGGAUAAAUACUACGAACUUAGACACCAAUAUUGGCUCUUGGAAGACAAAUGUAAUAAACUGGAAGACUUAUAAAUAAAGCAUAGCAGAUGCGAAGUUGUAAGAGAGAGUGAAUUAAAAUAAAUUAAUGAGCUCUUUACUUAGAGUUAGCAUGAUAUUAGAUAGCUUAAACAUUGUUUAGCCAAAGUGGAUACGUAAAUGAAUGAGGAUUACAAAAUGAAAUACUUUUAGGCAAAUGAUUAACUAGAAACAAUCAAAUCUGAAUUUAUUAAACUGCAAUAAGAAUUAUAUUAAUCCUAACAACAAUCCACUCAAAACACUCAGAGAUAACCAUAAUAAAUGAAUCAAUUAAUUAUUACUAAUUCAGAGCUUUAAAGAUAAAAUGAAUAACUGCAAUUAUUAAAUAAAAACCUGCAAUAAUAAAUUGAUAAUCUUCAUUUUCGAUAUACUGAGUCUGGGAACUAAUAUAAUAAAAUUCAAGAAUUAUUAGCUUUAACAGUCCUUAAAAAUGCAGAAAUUGACAGUCUUAGGAUAUUAGUCUCAGAAAAAGAAAAAAUGAUUGAAUAACUUCGCACUUAAUAUUUAUCAUAAUAUAGAUGA